AUGGACUUCUACUUAUCGGCGACACCAGAAGAGCGCAUUUUCCUCUGCGGGUAUAACAGAGUAAGAAGAUACGGGACAACACAACGGGUAUCGCACAGCAAGCCACCUCAGCUCAUCGAGCACACAAUCCGCCCGGAGGACACGAUAGCUGGGCUGGCGCUGCGCUACAAUAGUUCAAUUACCGACAUAAAACGCAUCAACAAAUUGUGGUCCAACGAAAGCCUCUUCCUCAAGAGCAGAAUCACUAUCCCGGUCCAUUGCGACACUCCGAUCAGUCCGCCCACCGUGAAUCUCGUCCCUGAAAGCCCUCGAAAGAUUUCAAAGAAACAACCGGGCCGCGACGAGCCACCGCCAAAAGGCACCCAACCCGAGCAGAGCAUGCGAGACAUUCUAAACCGGAUUGAUACCUCGAUCAAGAAAUCAUCAAAAACCGUGAGCAAAUUGGAGAAAGAGUCCAGG
Molecule: messenger RNA, 459 nt
Organism: Mesorhabditis spiculigera
Lineage: Eukaryota; Metazoa; Nematoda; Chromadorea; Rhabditida; Rhabditidae
Source: the annotation of a GenBank genome assembly